AUGUGUGAAACACCAACCGAUAAACACACACUUAAUUUAAUUCAUUUAUAUCAACAUAAACUGGAAAAUCCAACUUCAUCAGAAAGCGAAAUAACAGAAGAAAAUGAAUUAAAUUUUGAAAUUAAAUAUAAUAAUUCGUUUAUAUUGGAAGCAGUUUUUUGGCGUUAUAGAAGCUUUAUAGAAGAUUUUACGGUUGGUGGAAAUGAGGUUAUAACAGAUAAUGACGUUAUAGAACAUUUUGGUGAAUUACUCAAUACUUCGGGUUAUCGAGGGGAAAUUAAGAUAACUGAUAAAAUAGCUGAACGAUAUAAAGAAUUUUUACUGAACGGCCAAAAAUUGUUAAAUAUAAAGGAGCUUAAUGAGGAAAAUUUGCGUAAAAGACUUUGUUUAGUACACUCUUUUGUUACUAAAUGGGCAAAUGAUUCAAUUUUAAGCGAAAGUUUAAUGUGGAGUUCAAUCAUGAAUACGACGUUGGGAUUGCCAAUUAUUGAAGCCGAUUCGUCAAUUUUUCACCAAUUACAACCAUUUGAAAUUAAUUGCUCAAAUAAAAAACAAGUAAAAAAGAUAGCCGAACUCUAUAUUAUCGGGAAUGACCGUCUUGAACAAAUACAAGAAAUACACAGAAAAAAUAUAGAAGAAUUAAUAGGGUUGUCAGGCUCAUUUGUUGAAUUUUUGCGUGAAAGUUUAUCAAAAACCAAACUUUUUCAUUUACUUGGGCCAAGAAAUUUUGGGGAAUUUGAGACAGAAUUUGCAGAAAUUUUGGAAAUAUGUAAGGGAAUUUAAAGAUUUAUUUAUUGAGUUG
Molecule: messenger RNA, 802 nt
Organism: Meloidogyne enterolobii
Lineage: Eukaryota; Metazoa; Nematoda; Chromadorea; Rhabditida; Meloidogynidae
Source: the annotation of a GenBank genome assembly